Messenger RNA from Dromiciops gliroides (monito del monte), 696 nucleotides. It is a transcript of the gene NDUFS4, whose product is annotated as NADH:ubiquinone oxidoreductase subunit S4. Bases 66 to 581 code for a protein of 171 amino acids. NCBI's taxonomy places the organism in Eukaryota, Metazoa, Chordata, Mammalia, Microbiotheria, Microbiotheriidae. The record is from RefSeq and is a predicted model, not a curated record. The transcript is spliced from 5 exons. Gene Ontology annotation, biological process: electron transport chain.
GAACGGAGGAAGUCGGUCCCUCGCAGCGAGCCGUCCGAGCCGGCCGGCUGUUGGCCUGCGGCAACAUGGCGGCGGUCUCAAUGUCAGCGGCUCUGAGGCAGGCCCUGGGAGCGAGAAGGGCAGUGGCCACGGCCUCCCGGCUUCCCACCAGGUCACUGAGCACUUCCACAUGGUGGCUGGCAAAGGACCAAGCUCAAGACACGCAACUCAUCACAGUUGAUGAAAAAUUGGAUAUCACUACAUUGAGUGGUGUUCCAGAGGAACAUAUCAAAACUAGAAAAGUUCAGAUUUUUGUUCCUACUCGCAAUAACAUGCAGUCUGGAGUAAACAACACAAAGAAAUGGAAGAUGGAGUUCGAUACCAGAGAGCGAUGGGAAAACCCUUUAAUGGGUUGGGCAUCAACGGCAGAUCCUCUAUCAAAUCUGGUUCUAACCUUCAGUACUAAAGAAGAUGCAGUUGCAUUUGCAGAAAAAAAUGGCUGGAGCUAUGAUGUUCAAGAGAGAAAGGUCCCCAAACCUAAAUCCAAGUCUUAUGGUGCAAACUUUUCUUGGAACAAAAGAACAAGGGUGUCCACCAAAUAGGUCGGCACUGACUAUAUCUCUGUGUCUGACUGUGAAUAAAGUCAGCUGUGCAGUAUUUAUAGUCCAUGUAUAAUACAUCUCUUAAUCUCCUAAUAAAUUUGACCUUUAAACUACA